Molecule: messenger RNA, 1209 nt
Organism: Loa loa (African eye worm)
Lineage: Eukaryota; Metazoa; Nematoda; Chromadorea; Rhabditida; Onchocercidae
Exons: 2
Coding region: 1-1209 (402 amino acids)
Biological process (GO): response to heat; protein refolding; IRE1-mediated unfolded protein response
Molecular function (GO): protein folding chaperone
Source: RefSeq, a predicted model, not a curated record
AUGGUUUGGCAAACUUUUAUUUAUCCCAAAAGUACCAACUCCGAUGGUAACUGGGCAUCGUCAUUAUCGCCAGCAUCACUAUCACCAUUGCUACCAUUAACACCAAUAACAAUAACAACAUCAUCAACAACAACAACAACAGCAACAGCAACAACGACAACGGCGGCAACAACAACAACAACAACAACAACAACAAUGACAACAGCAGCAACAACAACAACAACAACAACAACAACGACAACAGCAACAACAACAACAAAGGCAUCUUCUACAACUAAUCAUACCCAACAACCAUGCAACAGUAAAUCAUCAUCCAAUGAACGAUCACCAUCUCCUCGACCACCUCCGCGAUUUCAUCGACCAACACCAAGAUCAUCAUCAGGAUCAUAUUCUCAUCAUACUGAUAAUAACUCAUCCGGUUACAGUACUUUACAUAACGAUUUACCGUUUUCGAUGACACCAGCUGGACGAUUUUUCACUCAUUUCUUUGAUGAAGCUAUGCAAUAUUUUAAUUACCCAAUGCAUGAUAUUGUUUGGAGUGAUGAACCACCGACAGCAAAUGGAUAUAACGGGAAUUCAAUCAAUGAGAAAAUAAUUGAUAACGAUGAGAAAUUCAGUAUCGAAAUUGAUCUAUCAGAUUUUCUUGCCGGAGAAUUAUUGGUAAGUUACGAUGAAGAUGGACGCGAGCUUUUGAUCAAAGGACAUCAGAAAGAACGAAAUGGUCGUCUUGGCUCUGUUGAGCGUAAUUUUGAACGAAAAUUUGAUAUUCCCAUUGAUACUCAUGAUGGAUCAUUGGCCGCUUAUUUGAUGCCAUCCGGUCUACUAACUAUCCAGGCAUUUAAAAAAGGCAACAAACAGCCUAUAAGGCGAAUACCAAUUCAGGAAGUAGUUGAUAUUCCGAAUUCAAGUGAUAAAAGCGCAGCUGAUGUUCCAGAUCCAACUGAUAAAAAUGCUGCCAAUGUUCCAACAUUUAAUACUUCCAAAAAUACACCAAACAAAAUAAAGAUCAGUCCGCCAGUACCACCAAAACCAAAGAAUGUUUCAAAACUAACAACUCCUACAAUUGAAAAAAUGUCUGAAAUAACUGAGGAAAUUCCAAAAAUUCAAAAACUUAAAGAAAACAACGCGGAACAUUUAAAUUUUGAUACGAUACAAAAACCUACAAGAGAAUCAACUGUAAAACGAGAAUAUUUGAAUAUUUUUUGCUAA